AUGGUCUUUGUAUUAGUCACUGGGGCGACUGGCUUCGUGGGCUCCCAUGUUGUUGACCAGUUGCUUGACGCGGGACACAAAGUAAGAGGGACGGCGAGACCUAGCAAGGCCGACCGUCUCCGUGCCGCCUACAGUUCCUACGGUGACCGAUUUGAGGUCGCCAUUGUUGAGGACUUCACUACUUCUGAUUUGACUGCAGCAUUCAAUGGUACUGAGGCGCUCAUCCAUGUAGCCUCGCCGUUGGCGGGCGGCGCGCCUGAUGUUGUACUCAAGGGCGCGGUAGAUGGGACUAACAGAGUUCUCGAUUUCGCCGCUAAGGCAGGGACUAUAAAGAAGAUUAUCGUCACGUCUAGUGUCGCUUCGCUGGUCCAUUUCGAUGCGGCUUGGGAUAAUCGCGUGUUUGGCGACGAAGACUGGAACCCGCAGACGUACGAGGAUGCGAUCAAGCCGGGUCUCCACCCGUUGUCGGUCUACUUCACAUCAAAGAAACUGUCUGAACUGGCCGUCCGUCAGUUCGCGAAGGAACAUCCAGAGAUCGAGAUUUCUACGGUACAUCCACCAUACAUAUACGGCCCCACUGGGCGCGGUCAAGUCCUCGACGCUCCUGCAGAGGGUACAAACUCUUUCAUCUACUCGCUAUUCCAAACCCCAGCUGGUUCUCCCCGAAAAUCACUCCCCGACCCGAAAUCCAUGGUCACACCCAUCUAUAACCAUGUCUCUGACGUUGCUCGCGCGCAUGUCCUUCUUCUCUCUCCUCCGUCUGGUUCACCUUCGUCCCAGCCGGGAGAAGUCAAGCGUGUGGUCCUCAAGAGUGGCGAAAUGCGCUGGGUGGACGCGGUUGAGUAUCUUUCCAAGACAAGGCCAGCGCUGAAGGACAGGUUGGUUGUGAUUCCUGAUGGAUUUGAGCACCCGAAGGGGUGGGCGAGGUUCAGUGGGGAGAGUGCGGAGAGGUGGAUUGGGAUAAAGGAAGGCGAUUACAAAGGGUGGAAGGAGACGUUGGACGGGACGGUCGACGAUAUUUUGGGAAGAGAGAAGAAAUUGGGGGUCGUGACAACGUUGUAA
Stereum hirsutum FP-91666 SS1 is the source of this 1062-nucleotide messenger RNA. RefSeq names its product NAD-P-binding protein. Lineage: Eukaryota; Fungi; Basidiomycota; Agaricomycetes; Russulales; Stereaceae. The record is from RefSeq and is a predicted model, not a curated record. Bases 1 to 1062 code for a protein of 353 amino acids. Gene Ontology annotation, molecular function: oxidoreductase activity, acting on the CH-OH group of donors, NAD or NADP as acceptor. The transcript is spliced from 7 exons.